UUGAAUGCUGGGAAACUUGCCGAUCCGCCAUCUUUAUUUCUGGAGUGCUGCUGGGUCAAAACAUCAACCGUGAUUAAAUGAUUCUUUCUACGCUGUUCUGGUGAAUUUGUGUUCGGUGGGCGCGUUUCCGGCUCAUCGUUCAUUUGGCAAGUCGAUUUCGUAGACCUUUUAUUGUCCGCCAUCGUCUCGAGAGAGCGCUAAAGCGCUGGGUUAGCAUCGCCAUGGGCCGCUCCAGGAGCCGCAGCUCGUCCCGCUCCAAACACUCCAAAAGCAGCAAACACAGCAAAAAGAGAAGCCGCUCCAGGUCUCGCUCCAGAGACCGGGAAAGGUCCAAGAAGCGAUCCAAGUCGAGGGACUCGAAGAGGAACCGGCGCAGAGAGUCUCGGUCCAGGUCGCGGUCAAACACAGCCUCGUCCCGCAGAGAGAGAGCCGCUUCGCCGCCGGAGCGCAUCGACAUCUUCGGCCGCACACUCAGCAAGAGGAAUGCCCUGGACGAAAAGCAGAGGAAGGAGGAGGAAGAGCGGAAGGCAGAGAUGGAGAGGCAGAGGAGAAUCCGCCAGCAAGAGAUCGAGGAGAAGCUGAUCGAGGAGGAGACGGCGCGGCGGGUGGAAGAGCUGGUGGCCAAGCGCGUGGAGGAGGAGCUGGAGAAGCGCAAGGACGAGAUUGAGCGCGAGGUUCUGCGGCGUGUGGAGGAGGCCAAGCGCAUCAUGGAGCGCCAGCUGCUGGAGGAGCUGGAGCGCCAGAGGCAGGCCGAGCUCGCCGCCCAGAAGGCUCGAGAGGAGGAAGAGAAAUCCAAGCGAGAGGAGCUGGAAAAAAUCCUGGAGGAGAAUAACCGCAAGAUCGCUGAGGCUCAGGCCAAGCUGGCCGAGGACCAGCUGCGUAUCGUGGAGGAGCAGAGGAAGAUCCACGAGGAGCGCAUGAAGCUGGAGCAGGACCGUCAGAAGCAGCAGAAGGAGGAGCAGAAAAUGAUCCUGGGCAAAGGGAAGUCGCGGCCCAAACUCUCCUUCUCGCUCAAGGCCACCGAAUAAGCCUCCGCCCCGCCCCUCUCAUCACUUCCUCCUCUGUGGAACGAUCGCUUCGUUUUGGAAGUGCGUCAGGAUGGCGAGGAACGUGCUGGCUCCGCCUCCCCCCCCCUUCCUGUUCCGGCUGCACAGACUUCCCUUUUCGGUUCUGUUUUAGUGACCUGUUGAUGUAGACCCUUGCCCUGGACCUUCGAGUCUUAACUCUGCAGCGACCAGACGAGUCAGAGUCCGGGAGUCGGCCAUUUUGAACCACCGUCGACGGAGCUCGCCGGUGCCGUUCCCACGCUGCUCGCGAGCCCCAAACCUGUCUGGAGAGUCACUUCCUGUCUGAUGUAACGUCUCCGCUGUGAUGUGCUGACUCCGCCCCUUCUUGAAUACUUGAGCUUGUUUAUCACAAACGUGAAGUGUACAAAUGUGGUCAUGAACCUUUGCUCGUGAGGACGGACCAGUUCAGGUAAGGUCAGUCAGGAGGUCUCCCCGAGUGUGUUUGAGGGUGUGUGUGUGUGUGUGCGUGCGUGCGUCUGUGAGUGUGGCGGGGGGCCUCGGGAGGGUGUUUUUGUGCUGGGGUUUUUGAGUCCUUGUAAUUUGCGCGCCAUUAUCAGAGACUGAACCGUCAAUAAACCAUGGAAAACCUGCCCUGAUGUGCCGUGCGCUUCUUCUGCUGCUCUGCUCCGAGUCCCCUGCGCAGGACACCAGCCUGGGUCUCAG
Synchiropus splendidus (mandarinfish) is the source of this 1730-nucleotide messenger RNA. Its product is annotated as arginine and glutamate-rich protein 1-B. The transcript is spliced from 4 exons. Gene Ontology annotation, molecular function: cadherin binding. Gene Ontology annotation, cellular component: mitochondrion; nucleoplasm. Bases 222 to 1028 code for a protein of 268 amino acids. Lineage: Eukaryota; Metazoa; Chordata; Actinopteri; Syngnathiformes; Callionymidae. The record is from RefSeq and is a predicted model, not a curated record.